CCUGACUCCCCUCCUUCGUCCCUCACUCUGGCUCUCUGGACUCAUCUUCUGCAAGCUCCCUGCUUUCCAGUUGUUUUUUCCUAGUUUGGUGGAACAUAAGCUAAGACAGUUGGUACUAGAAUGGCUCUGGAAAGCCGACCCUGAGAAUAGUAUUGUAAAACUGGACUCCCUCACCCUCAGAUGGCAACAAGGGCCCCUAUGCAGCUGUUGAUAACCCCUGGUACUCUAGCAUCACAGUUGUGUGACUCUUGCCAACGGUGGGUGGGAUGUGACUCAGGUAGAAGGGAAAGCAUUGGCUAGUACAGUAGCUCUAGCACGUGGGCAGGAUAUGGACCAUGGGAAUGAUAAGGCUAGUGGAGCUGGCUGUCUCUUGUCAUCUUUCUUCGAGCCUUGAGGUAAGGUCAGGCUCAGAUCAGCCAGGUAUCAACCCCAGGACACACUGUGAGCGACAGAAGGCUCUGUGGCAGCAUCUCCUGCAGUCAGAAGCCAGACUGUCGAAAAUCAGGCGCGGAAUUUAAUCAUAAUUAUGGCAAAACUGCAGAGGAGGCUGAAGGCGCAGCCUGGGACAGGUGGCCUCUGCUAAAGUCAGGGGUGAGGCCUGAGAUGCAGCUGUUUGGUAGAAGCAUGGAGAACUCUGAACUCCCAGAUUUCCUUAGAUCCUCGGGGCUAGUGGAAGUAUCCUCUGGACACUCUGCAAAAACCUUGCUGAAGGCUCUUGCCUUGCAGGAUGGUACUUAUCCUCUCAAGAUCUGCCUCCCCCUCCCCUCGGAUCUCAGCAUUGCCUAAGCGGGGAAGUACAGUCCCUGCUACUGGACAAAUAGCUUUUGUACUGGAGUUGUAGGACCUGGCUCCUGGGAACCAGCGGGAGCUGAGGGCACACAUGUGCGAGUGAAUCUUGAGGGUGUCAGCUGAAGAGUGGGGUAACGGUGGACCAUAAAGCUGCUUGGGAAAGGCUGUGUCUCUUUAGGAGCAUUCUCUCAGGAUUAGGGGUUUAAUGAUCUUGCAAGAACAACUGGAGCAACUGGGCAGAUUCCUUGAAACUUGGACAUGACCAUGAUCUGCACCACUGGUUCUCAGGAGUGGGAGGAAGAGGCUGUCUGUGUCAUUAUGUGUGCGUCGGUCAAGUACAAUAUCCGGGGUCCUGCCCUCAUCCCAAGAAUGAAGACCAAGCACCGAAUCUACUACAUCACCCUCUUCUCCAUCGUCCUGCUGGGCCUCAUUGCCACCGGCAUGUUUCAGUUCUGGCCCCAUUCCAUCGAGUCCUCCAGUGACUGGAACGUAGAGAAGCGCAGUGUCCGCGAUGUGCCGGUGGUCAGGCUGCCGGCCGAUAGUCCCAGCCCUGAGCGCGGCGAUCUCAGCUGCAGGAUGCACACGUGCUUUGAUGUCUACCGCUGUGGCUUCAACCCAAAGAACAAAAUCAAGGUGUAUAUCUACUCUCUGAAAAAGUACGUGGACGACGCUGGUGUCCCCGUCAGCAACACCAUCUCCCGGGAGUAUAACGAGCUGCUCACGGCCAUCUCAGACAGCGACUACUAUACCGAUGACAUCACCCGGGCCUGCCUGUUUGUCCCAUCCAUCGACGUCCUUAACCAGAACACGCUCCGCAUUAAGGAGACAGCACAGGCACUGGCCCAGCUCUCUAGGUGGGAUCGAGGUACAAACCACCUGCUGUUCAACAUGUUGCCUGGAGGUCCCCCAGAUUAUAACACGGCUCUGGAUGUCCCCAGAGACAGGGCUCUGUUGGCUGGUGGUGGCUUUUCUACGUGGACUUACCGGCAAGGCUAUGAUGUCAGCAUUCCUGUCUACAGUCCACUGUCAGCGGAGGUGGACCUUCCGGAGAAGGGACCAGGUCCCCGGCGGUACUUCCUCCUGUCCUCUCAGAUGGCUAUCCACCCCGAGUACAGAGAAGACCUGGACGCCCUGCAGGCCAGACACGGGGAGUCGGUGUUAGUGCUGGAUAAAUGCACCAACCUCUCAGAGGGUGUCCUGUGGGUGCGUAAGCGCUGCCGCGAGCACCAGGUCUACGAUUACCCCCAGGUGCUGCAGGAGGCCACGUUCUGUGUGGUCCUUCGUGGUGCUCGGCUGGGCCAGGCGGUACUGAGUGACGUUUUACGCGCCGGCUGUGUCCCAGUUGUCAUUGCAGACUCCUAUAUUUUGCCUUUCUCUGAAGUUCUGGACUGGAAGAGAGCAUCUGUGGUUGUCCCGGAAGAAAAGAUAUCUGAUGUGUACGGUAUUUUGCAGAGCAUCCCCCAAAGGCAGAUUGAAGAAAUGCAGCGGCAGAAAUGGAGCAGCGUGAGCAACCCACUCUUCCUCCCGCUGAUCCCACCACAGUCACAAGGUUUCACCGCCAUCGUCCUUACCUACGACCGAGUGGAGAGCCUCUUCCGGGUCAUCACUGAGGUGUCCAAGGUGCCCAGUCUAUCCAAGCUGCUAGUUGUCUGGAAUAAUCAGAAUAAAAAUCCUCCAGAAGAUUCUCUCUGGCCCAAGAUCCGGGUUCCAUUAAAAGUUGUGAGGACUGCUGAAAACAAGCUGAGUAACCGUUUCUUCCCGUAUGACGAAAUCGAGACGGAGGCUGUCCUGGCUAUCGAUGACGAUAUCAUCAUGCUGACCUCUGACGAGCUGCAGUUUGGUUAUGAGGUCUGGCGGGAGUUUCCUGACCGCUUGGUGGGUUACCCGGGCCGUCUGCACCUCUGGGACCACGAGAUGAAUAAGUGGAAGUAUGAGUCUGAGUGGACCAAUGAGGUGUCCAUGGUGCUCACGGGGGCAGCUUUUUAUCACAAGUAUUUUAAUUACCUAUAUACCUACAAAAUGCCUGGGGAUAUCAAGAACUGGGUGGAUGCUCAUAUGAACUGUGAAGACAUUGCCAUGAAUUUCCUGGUGGCUAACGUCACGGGGAAAGCCGUCAUCAAGGUAACACCACGAAAGAAAUUCAAGUGUCCUGAGUGCACAGCCAUCGAUGGGCUUUCGCUUGACCAGACGCACAUGGUGGAGAGCUCCAGAGACUCAAAAACUUGUGGAUUAAAACAAUUGGAAACAAGGCUUCCAGGAUCUCAGGACAGAAGAGACUUUUCUGGUCUGAGUGCAUCAACAAGUUCGCUUCCGUCUUUGGGACAAUGCCUCUUAAGGUCGUGGAGCACCGAGCUGACCCUGUCCUGUACAAAGACGACUUUCCUGAGAAACUGAAGAGCUUCCCCAACAUCGGCAGCUUAUGAAACAGGCCGCUAGCGGAGGUCUGAAUGUUAAGCUUGGACAGAGGAGAAUACGGCCUCCCCGACACUCUGAGAUCAGCGUGUGGGGGACCUUUGAUUGACAGGCUGGACCGGGACACCUAACCUGCUUCCUCAAGAACCGGAACCUAAAGAAAGUGUCUAAGCACCUUAUUGGUGUGUGCCCUGUUCUAGUGUUUCUUAUGACCUCCGAUGGGUUCUUGUUGAAAAUGCCAAAUUUUCAACCUUUGUGAAGCCUUUGUGGCAUGCUCUGGGUUUAAAUCCAGCUCAGACUCCCUUUGUUUGCAGUUCCAAUAAAACGGUCUGGGAGGAAACGUCACUGACCCUAAGACUGCGGAGAAGACAAACCUACUGGCCAUAUUAGAUUAGGGGAAUCGUGUAGAUCACGCCCAUAUCUCACCUUUAGCUGUUUCAGAUCAGUGAGAUUUUUUAGGCGGAAAAGUCAAACCAAGAACUUGGUGCAAAAUUCCAACAUCUUCGUGGGAUUUGACAUCUGCCCUGGGACCGGGGGCACUGGGCCCAUGCAUAGGCAGAGCACCGAGUGCUGAAUUGGGAUCCUGUAAGUUCCAUGAACCAUUCCUCUUUGGUUUGGCUUGUUGAUAUGAUUAAAAUUUUUUAUUCCUUUUUA
Molecule: messenger RNA, 3855 nt
Organism: Mirounga angustirostris (Northern elephant seal)
Lineage: Eukaryota; Metazoa; Chordata; Mammalia; Carnivora; Phocidae
Gene: EXT2
Product: exostosin glycosyltransferase 2
Exons: 14
Coding region: 1048-3183 (711 amino acids)
Cellular component (GO): membrane
Molecular function (GO): glycosyltransferase activity
Source: RefSeq, a predicted model, not a curated record